AUGGUGGCUGCGCGCCCGGAUCAGUCCGUUCCCCUCCGACAGGUCGGCGGGAAGCAGGCGGCGGGAGCCUCGGGUCGAGGUCUUGUGCGUUGUCAUCUUCAGAAAGCUGCUCUUAAGCGCCUGCUCUCGGCCUUUCUUCUUUGUGAAACGCUCGUCUUCUCCACUGCAGUGUUGGGGGCGCAAUUUGAAGAUGAGGCGGGUAUAAACGACUGGCUUUCCGAACAGGUCGCCGGCGUUACGCAUUUGAUUGCGAGCGAGGAUACCGGUCCUUCGGAGAAUACUUUCUUUGUUGGAACAAGCCACGGUGUCGUAGCGGCAUUCAGCGAGGCGGAGGGUUCACUUCGAUGGCGGAGGGUCCACAGGGAGAGUGACCGCGUCGCACGCCUCGAGCGACACGCCCCGUACCUCGUCGCUCUGCUCCAGCAGCCCGCCAGAGCACCGCCGAGCACAACGGGACUGACGGUCGCUCCAGAAGCGGUUCGGUCUGGGCUGUAUGUCCAGCUGGACACCAGCGGCAGUUUGGUGUGGAGUGUCGAGGAGGGCGUGAGAGACUUCGCCGUGGGGCGAGGGCCAGAUGGUGCACCGGCAGUGGCUAUUUUAAGGCCUGGCGGCCGUGGUGUCGAGGUGCGAAAUCUAAAGGAUGGCCACGUCGUCUGGGCGGCUGGUGAUGGAGCUGAGCUGGGGGACCAGACCCGCGUCGCGUCGGCCUUGGAGGGCGUUGCGUCGGUUCUCGCUGUCGCACAUCUCCCGCAAAAGGAAGGCGCUCUGGUGCUGCUGUACAAAAAAGGCCCCAGCCAAAGCGAAGUCCGCAUGCGCGUUCUUGCCUUCAAAGACGGGAAGCAGCUGAGAGACGCGCCGUCGCAUAUCGCUGCUCCAGGCACGCUCAGCCUGGUCCAAGGCAGCACCGACUGCGCAGGCUUCCUCAAGACCACUGCCUCCGUUGACUCCCCCCCAACUUUGAGCGUCGUCGCAUCGAACGGCCAAGAUUUCUUCGUGAGCAAACCGUUGUCUCUGGCAGCCCCCGGCAAGCUCCCGAGGUCGGCUGUCUCCCCUUCCGUCCACGUCGCUGCGCUUCCCGUCGCGGGGUGUUUCUUCGCCGUCACUGGCGAAGACUCUCGACAAACGGUCAUCUUGCGCGGCGAAGGCUCGGGCGAGCAGUUCCAACUGCGGCAACACUAUACUCUUGCAGCCGGUCACUGGGCGUUCGGCAAGCUUCUGGUCGAUGGCAACCGAACUGGGAGCGACAUCUGGACGCAACUGGGAGGACGCGACAUGGCGUCAGCCCCUUCAGAUUUGGUUCUUGCGACAACGGUCGAGAACGAUACGCUCCGUGCCUUCGUCAUGGACGCACGGACUGGAGUGCAGGUCCGCUAUCUGUCGCUUCCUUUCGAACAGCAAAAGAGCGACGCGCAGAAACUGGCAAUGGCUGUGGCCAAGCAGCGGUCGACAGCAGGCCUUGUGGAGCCUUCCCUCAUCAGCGCCGAGCUCAUCUAUGGUCGCCUGCUGGCGGGUGAAGAUCCGUCGGCACGCCGUGCGGUGCUUGUAACCUCCGAUGCGUCGCUCUCUCUUGUAACGGGGGCUCACUGGGUCUGGUCGCGGGAAGAGGGCCUCGCAGAUAUUCGUGGGACCGUUAUGUUCGCAAUGCCGUACACCGCGAGCCGUCCAACAGAACGACGCGAGUGGGCUUCGCUGCCAUUCAUAUCCGCGCUUCUUCCCUCGGGGUUGGAGCGGCUGGCCCUGGAGGCUGCGCUCGCGUCGCCUUCAGAUUCCGCCGCGCAGCGAAGUUGGGCCGAGUACCUGAAGCUUCAAGCGGCGCGUCUGACUGCCUCCGCAGUCCUGGGAGUUGCGCAGAUGCUGGAAGCGACUGUGGCGUUCUGCCGAGAGGCGGUCCAGGGCGUUCGCCGCGCGUUCAAGAUGAGUUCUGGAGCCCGUGCCGGGGCAAGAGAAGGAGCAGAGGACGUGCCGCUGCGUGCAUGCUUCCGACCAGGCAAGCGGGCGGCGCUCGCGCCGUUCGGCUUCGCUUCGCUUUCGGCACACACGAAGCUGCGUCUGCUGGGUUUCGUCGCGUUCGAGGGAGCGUCGGAAGAGACGGCAGACCUGGCGCUGAACGCCGCUGCCGCUGAAGAGGUGCUGAUGCCACGGGGACGGAAAGCCCCGGCGGUGCACGUCGAUCCGCGGCUGUUUGGGUGGACGGAGUUGAUCAUCGCCGCGACAUGUUCUGACCAGGUCUACGCGCUGCAUGCGGCAACGGGCCUGGUCAUCUGGCAGCAGAGCCUCCGUUUCUGGAAGACCCGCGAAGCGCACAGGGCGGCCUAUCGAGCCUGCAGAGCGAGCAGCACGCUGGAUUCUUCGCCCUUCGUCGGCGUGUCCGCGACCAACGGCCGAAAAACGUCGGUGCUCCGUGUGCGCCCGGAUGGGCCAAGCCAGGGCGGAUCUCUGGCCUCGCGCUUUGCGGAGGGCCCCCUGCAGACGGGCGGCAUCGUGGGGAUGCACCUUGUCGGAGAACACAAAAAGGAGCUCCUCGUGGUGGUUGUUGACUCAGCCGAGCAGAGCUCUCGACUGGUGUGGCUGGACGCGUCUCUGGGCACGGUGCUGCACGUGGCCGCGGUGCCGUUCGUUCCAGCGCAUGUCGUCCCGCUCCAGGCUGUCGACCCCUACCACCAGGUGGCCAGCGCAGCGGAGCGCGACACUCAGACCUUUUUCGAGAGUACAAACGGGGCCCUCGUGGUCGACGCCAGCGGCCGAGCGCCGGUUCUUAUCCCCAGGAAGGCCGAGACCGAAACUGAGCUUGAGACGAAGAUGCACUGCAAGCUGGCGAGACAUCUCUCGCACCACUUGAGUCUCUACGAGUUGGACGUCGCUAGCCAGCAGCUCUUCGGCUUCCUCGUGCGCACUGAGGAACUGCAGACUGGUGGCCAGCCCGGGGUCGCACAGUGUAGCCUCCGGACACAGCGAACGUGGAACGUUCCUUUUGGCGGAUCGGGCCAAGCUCUGAUAGCCGCUGCUCGGCCGCUCCACUCGGACUACCCUCACGUCCCUGUGUCAGUCACGAGUAACAUUUCGAUUGUUUACAAAUACAUCAAUCCGAAUCUCAUGGCUGUCGUCACGAAGACAGAGCGGGGCGACGCAGGACUCGCUGGAGCAGGGGCGUCGCUCAUGCUCCAUGUAGUGAACCUCACAGACGGCUCGGUGGUCUACUCGGAGUAUCUGCCUAGUGCCGCCUCCAUGCCUCUCCAUCUAAUGAUGUAUGACAACGUCGUUAUGACGCACUACUGGAACCUCCAACACGCUCGCUACGAACUCCAUUUUGUCGAACUGCAAGACGCGCAGAAAGACGAAGGGCCUUUGAGCAUCAUUUUCUCUGCAGCCCGACACAUUGUGCCCAGACUGACAGGCUUUGAGCUGCCGCCUCCCACUGGGAUCAGUCAGACGUACAUCCUUCCCACAGGUGUACGCGCCUUCGGCGUCACAGCUACGCUACAGGGCAUAACGACGCGCGCCAUCUUGCUGGCCACCUCAUCGUCCCAUCAGGUUUACUCCAUGUCUACGCGUUUGGCCAAUGCGCGGCGUCCCCGCCUCGUGGACGAGCACGGCCGGCCGCCGAAAGAAGCCAGUCCCGCCCGGCAGCAAGAGGAGGGGGUUCUUCCGUAUCAUCCGCUCCUGCCUCUCCUUCCUCACGACUGCAUUUCGUAUUACAACCAGGUGUUUCACGUGCGGGGCAUUGGGGCCCACCACACAGCGCGCGAGUCAACUUCUUCCACUUUCGCCUUCGGUCUCGACCUCUUCUUCGCUCCUGUGCAACCUGCCAAGGGAUACGACGUCCUCAACUCUCAAUUCAACUACGGCCUCUUGGCGGCCGCGAUGGUGACCCUUCUUGUUUUGGUUGUUGUGACGCGCUGGCGGGCGAAGGAGGCGGAUUUGGCUGCUAAGUGGAAAUAA
Messenger RNA from Neospora caninum, 3939 nucleotides. RefSeq lists its product as hypothetical. NCBI's taxonomy places the organism in Eukaryota, Apicomplexa, Conoidasida, Eucoccidiorida, Sarcocystidae. Gene Ontology annotation, biological process: protein folding in endoplasmic reticulum. Bases 1 to 3939 code for a protein of 1312 amino acids. Gene Ontology annotation, cellular component: EMC complex. The transcript has 17 exons. The record is from RefSeq and is a predicted model, not a curated record.